Molecule: messenger RNA, 412 nt
Organism: Epinephelus lanceolatus (giant grouper)
Lineage: Eukaryota; Metazoa; Chordata; Actinopteri; Perciformes; Serranidae
Source: RefSeq, a predicted model, not a curated record
CGACGGAGGACGCACAAAUCAAACAUUUAGACUGCAGGAGAGCACGACAAACAGCUAACGAGUUGAACAAUGUCUCUAAUGGUCACAUUGCUCAUGCUGACAUUGGUUGCCCAGUGUUGGAGUGCACCACAGAGGAGAAACUGGACCCCUCAGGCCAUCUUAUACCUAAAAGGAGCACAGGGACACCGCUCAGUGGUGCAGCGCACCAGCAGAGAGGACGGGGACACUUUACACAUAGUGACUCACAACCAGAGCAGUGAUGGACCUGGGCUGUCUCUGUCGUCUGUUCUCCUGGAGCUUCUGCAGCGAGCUGUGGAAGAAGGUGGAGACGAUCCAGACGAUCAAGAGCUGAAUUAUAACUUCUUGUGAAGACAAAUGUUUUUUCUUUACCUGUCUUCUUGUCUAUGUUUUU